Messenger RNA from Acipenser ruthenus (sterlet), 2690 nucleotides. RefSeq lists its product as uncharacterized. The record is from RefSeq and is a predicted model, not a curated record. Bases 133 to 2238 code for a protein of 701 amino acids. NCBI's taxonomy places the organism in Eukaryota, Metazoa, Chordata, Actinopteri, Acipenseriformes, Acipenseridae. Gene Ontology annotation, molecular function: kinase activity; pseudouridylate synthase activity. The transcript has 19 exons.
GGUUUAAACUGGUUUUAAUCCGCGGGGUGAAUACCCCUCGGAGUCCAGUCCAAUGUUAUUCUACUGCAAACAUUGCCAUGGGGCUAAAGUUCAUUCCUCUCGAGACGCGUCCAGAGCAGGUCUCACUGAAGAAUGCUGGGAAAAGUGGCAUCCCUCCUUCAAAGAGUUGGACCUUCAGCAUCCCACAAUGCAUUUCUAACACGGUGUUUUCUGCAUGGCAGCCUCCUCAGGAUUCACCCUUCAGUCUCGGAGGCCCUUGCCAGUCAGGAGCCUGUGGUUGCUUUAGAAAGCACCAUCAUCACUCAUGGCAUGCCGUACCCUCACAACCUCAGGACCGCUCAAGAGGUUGAGGGCAUCGUGAGGGCCAGUGGAGCCACGCCAGCAACCGUGGGGGUCCUGGGGGGGCGGGUGCACGUGGGCCUGUCUGAGGAGGAGCUUUGCUUCCUGGCCCGCAGCGAGGCCCCCCUCAAAGUGUCUCGCAGGGACCUGCCCUACGCGCUGAGCCAGGGUCUCUCCGGCGGCACCACGGUCUCUGCCACGAUGACGGCAGCUCAUCGAGCUGGGAUCCCCGUGUUUGUGACGGGAGGGGUGGGAGGAGUCCAUCGAGGAGGAGAGAGCACGAUGGAUGUCAGUGCUGACCUGACGGAGCUGGGGCGCACGCCUGUGGCCGUGGUGUCAGCUGGGGUCAAAUCCAUACUGGACAUCGGCCGGACACUGGAGUAUCUGGAGACUCAGGGGGUUUGUGUUGCCACGUUCGGCAGCUCCCGGGAUUUCCCAGCAUUUUUUGCGCCCCGGAGUGGCUUCGUCUCGCCGUACAACGUGAAGGACGAGCGAGAGGCUGCCGCACUGAUUGCCAGCGCUCUGGCUCUAGGGCUGGGCAGUGGGGUGCUGAUCGCAGUGCCAAUCCCAGAAGAACAGGCUGCUGUGGGACAGGAGAUUGAAGAGGCCAUCCAGAGAGCCCUGACAGAGAGCAGAGAGAAAGGGAUUACAGGAAGAGAAGUCACUCCAUUUGUUCUGAAGAGGGUCAGUGAGCUGACCCAGGGGAAGUCUCUGGAAGCCAACAUGGCGCUGAUUCGUAACAAUGCAGUGGUGGGCAGUGGGAUAGCCCGGGCCCUGGUCACACUGCGACAGGAGGGACAGACCCCCAGCAUGAGGAGGGAGAGACAGACGGACCAGGCCAGCGCAGUGGUGAUCGGAGGGAUCAAUGUGGACUUCAUAGCGAAGGUCAAACAGGAAAAGCUGGUGAUGGGACAGACGAAUCCAGGAAGUGUCGGUCAGUCGUUUGGGGGCGUGGGUAGAAACCUGGCAGACUGUUUAACUCGUCUCGGGGUGCAGCCUCUCUUUAUCUCUGCUCUUGGAGUCGAUGCGCUCUCAGAGUCUGCACUCAGUUACUGCACACACAUGAACACGAGUGGGGUUGCUAGGCUACAGGACCACAGCACGGCGACGUACUGCGCUGUCAUCACAGAGAAAGGAGAGCUGGGCGUGGGGGUGGGAGAUAUGGACAUCCACCAGCGAAUCACAGAGCAGUAUGUCUCCAGGUUUGAAGAGCGCUUGGCGACGGCCUCGCUGGUGUGUCUGGACGGCAACAUCCCUGUUUCAACCAUAGACUACGUGUGUGGGAUUGCCAGCAAGCACCGGGUCCCAGUGUGGUUUGAGCCGACCAACGUGGACAAGGCCUGCAAGCCAUUCCUGUCUGACAGCUGGAAGGCUCUUUCUUUCUUCUCUCCCAACCUGGCGGAGCUGCGUGCGGUGAACCAGGCCCUGGGGCUCCCUGUCCCCGCAGUGGUGCCGUCCUCGCUGGACGAUGUCCUGGGCAGCGCGCUGGCUCUCUCUCGCCCCCUGCUGGAGCACCUGCGCUGUGUGGUGGUGACGCUCGGGCCCCACGGAGUCCUGCUUUGUGGAGAUGCUGAGGGGGGGGCAGUGAGCCUUCAGGGAGCAGAAUACAAACACCAGCCGGGGGGGAGGCUGUGUGGAGUUCACUACCCAGCGAUCCCCAUCUCCGCGGGGGACAUUGUGAAUGUCUCGGGGGCCGGAGACAGCUUGGCGGCUGGACUGAUGGCAGGGAUGCUUCAGGGCCAGGACUCGGACACCUGUGUGAAGAUGGGGCUCCUGGCCGCCGACAUGUCUCUUAGGUCACAUGACCCUGUCUCUCCCGCGCUCAGCAGCACCACCGUCAGCCCGGAGCAGGUCAGAGCGCGACGCUGGCCCCCAGUCACCUGGCAGUGGCCAGGCUGAACCAGCACCGCAGCGGCAAGCUUGCCUUCGCUCACGCCUCAGCUGCAUGUUUCCUUCAUUGAAGACUAUGUAUUGUUACUGUGAGAAAUGGACCCCUGUAGAGAGCAGACUUGCACAUCGUUAUCCUUUAUAGAAAUCAGCCAACAGUAAAGAUAAUUAGCAAAAAUUCUGACAAAUGUUUAGAUCAGAAAGUCUUUUUCAAUGUUGUUUAGUAACAAUUGAGAUAGAAGCUAAAGAAUGAGCAUUUUAGAUUGCAUACCCAAGCUGGUGAUGAAUGACACGUUGCGCUAAUUUAACAAAUUGGUGUUGAUUGAAUAAUCUGUAAUUAAGAAACUAAUACCUAGUCUGCCUAGUAUAAAGUGCAAAAUACAUUAAUUUUUAUUUCAUGCAAAAUUAUUUGUAAACUCUUUUUUUCAUAUCUGGUCUUGGUCAAUAAAGCAAUGAAAAUCCCU